AUGGCUUUGAUGGAGGAGGAGGGAGCGGUGUUUAUACCGGAAGGUGGUGAUGUGGUGGUAGAGGGUGAUGGGGAGGAGGAGGAGGAGACUUGGAGGAUAGUCGGGCGGUUUUUGACGCAAAAAAUGAUAAAACUGGACUUUAUGAGGCAGGUUCUGGCAUCUGUUUGGCAACCAGUACGUGGAUUACAGACUGAUAUGGAAUAUGUGCUGAAUGGAGGACCCUGGGCUUUUGAGAAUAAUGCACUUGUGUGUCGGGAGGUGUUGGAUGGGGUGAAUCCGGUGGAUGUAGAGCUGGAUAUGAUUGACAUGUGGGUACAGUUGCACGAUAUGCCGAAGGGAUACACGUCGCAUGCAAUUCUAGAACAGGCAGGGAAUUUUUUGGGCUCUUUUGUUAAACAUGAUGACCGAUUUGAGGGGGCACCAUGGUUAACGUUUCACCGUAUUCGGGUGUCAAUUUCGGUGGAUAGGCCGCUUAGAAGGAGGAUGCGGUUGAUGAAGAGAGAUGGGACUACGGCAUGGGUGAAUUUUAGAUAUGAACGGCUCCAUAAGUUUUGCUAUUUCUGUGGUUGUAUGGGUCAUUUGCAUAUUUUCUGCAUACACGCUAGGGAGGCUGGAAUUCCGGUGGAAAGGUACCUGUACGGUCCGGAUAUGCGAGCUGGUGGAUCCCGGAGCGCUCCUAGAGCGGUUGGGGAUAGCUGGCUUGUUCCGGUUGGCGGGAAACCACGACCACUGGGGGCCAGGCCACGUGUGGGUGGAACAGUGGAUGGGGGACAGGGAAGUGGGGGUGUCACACCCACGAGUAUGUCUGAGGAUGAAGUGGUGGUGGCUACGACAAAGCGUCGUAGGCAUGAGACGGAGGGGAGGAGGGAAGUGGGAAUGAGGAGGUAA
This is a messenger RNA of Ipomoea nil (Japanese morning glory), 888 nucleotides long. RefSeq lists its product as uncharacterized. Lineage: Eukaryota; Viridiplantae; Streptophyta; Magnoliopsida; Solanales; Convolvulaceae. The transcript has 2 exons. The record is from RefSeq and is a predicted model, not a curated record. Bases 1 to 888 code for a protein of 295 amino acids.